Molecule: messenger RNA, 2063 nt
Organism: Benincasa hispida (wax gourd)
Lineage: Eukaryota; Viridiplantae; Streptophyta; Magnoliopsida; Cucurbitales; Cucurbitaceae
Product: pentatricopeptide repeat-containing protein At3g29230-like
Biological process (GO): RNA modification
Molecular function (GO): RNA binding; protein binding
Source: RefSeq, a predicted model, not a curated record
AUCAAUAAUUGCUCCACCCACCAAUGACCUAACAAUUCCAUAUCAUUCCUCUACGUACAUCACUUUAUUUCUCUCGAGCACGAACAGGAGGACCCGCACGAACUCUUCAUGGUCAUGUUUUAUUUUUAAUAGCCGUAGAAGACGAGCUGUUACACUACAGCAGUUAUAAAUGAUGAAUGGCUAUGAACUUGGAGUCCAAAAUUUCAGAGCUAUUACCAAGAUGCAACUUUGCGCAGCUCAAACAAAUCCACGCUCUCCUCUUAACCACAUCCAUUCACCAAAACAUCCAUGUUUCCCCCAGCUUUCUUCGACGAACCACCGAGUUUGGGAACAUGGACUACGCAAGUCUCGUGUUUUCUCAUCUCAAUCCCAUUUUCAAAACCGAAAUUCAAUUCUGGAACGCAAUGAUCAGGGGUUAUGCUUUCAAUGGCCCUGUUGAGCAAUCCGUGUCCUUGUAUGGCGGUUUGCUUCAAAGAGGACUCAAACCCCAUAAUUCCACCUACCGAUUUGUGCUAAACUCGUGUGCUGAUUUGGGUUGGUUCUGGGAUGGAAAAAAAGUGCAUUGUCGGAUUCUCAAGUCUGGAUUUUCGUUGAAUUGUUCAGUUUCUGUUGCGCUUUUUAAUUUAUAUGUGAAAAUUUCAGAAUUUUCUGGACCUGGGGAUGUUACUGAUGGGGUGGCUUCUGAUGCUCGCAAGGUGUUCGAUGAAAUGUGUGUUAGAUCUGUUGAAGUAUGGAACCGAAUGAUCUCAAGGUAUACGAGUACUGGGGAUGUUGAUGGUGCACGGAAGUUGUUUGAUACAAUGGAAGAUCGAGAUACCGUGUCAUGGAAUACAAUGAUUUCUGGUUAUAUUAAGGUAGGAGAGGUAAUGAAAGCAAGAGAGUUAUUUGAACAAAUGGCAGAGAAGAAUGUCGUGUCUUGGACUUCAAUGAUUGGGGCUUAUGCCAAAGCUGGAGACCUUGUUACAGCAAGAAUGUUCUUUGAUAAAAUGCCUCAAAGAAAUGUGGUGUCCUGGAAUUCCAUGAUUUCUAGCUACGUUCAAAAUGGGGAAUUUCAGGAAGCACUGGAUCUCUUUAUCCAAAUGCUAGCAGAAGGUAUAAUUCCUGAUGGAUAUACUUUUGUAUCUGUUUUCUCAGCUUGUUCUCAUUUGGUUGAUCUAGAGUUUGGUAAGUGGAUACACUACUUGAUUGAUGAUUUCUCUCAACUUGGAGUUAUUGCUGCGACUGCUUUGAUUGAAAUGUAUGCAAAAUGUGGAGACGUCGACAGAGCUUUUAUUCUUUUCAUCAAAAUUGGAAAGAAAGAUGUGUAUUUUUGGAAUGUUAUGCUGAAAUCACUUGCCCUCCAUGGAAAGGCUCAAGAUGCUCUUAAAUUAUUCUCUUUGAUGCAAAAAGAGGGCCUGAAGCCAAACAACUUCACCUUUCUUGGAGCUUUGUUUGCUUGCAGCCAUGGAGGGAUGGUGGAAGAAGGUCAGACCAUAUUUGAUAUGAUGGAGAAGGAAUAUGGGAUUAGACCGAGAAUUGAACAUUACGGUUGUAUCGUUGAUUUGCUCAGUCGAAACGGGUGGCUAGAGGAAGCACUGCAUCUAGUAGAGAAGAUGCCAUUUGAGGCUGAUGUUGCAAUAUGGGGAGCGUUGUUGGGUGGUUGCAAGUUAAGAGGUGAUUUCAAGAGAGCACGAGAAAUAGUUGAGAGGGCAAGCAAAUUGAGAUCAAAUGAAGGUGGAAUCCACGUGAGCUUGUCGAAUAUGUAUGCAUCAGUUGAGCACUGGCCAGAGGCUGUAACUGCAAGGGAAAAAAUGGAAGAGGAGAAUAUUUUGAAGAAGACUGGCCAGAGUAGUGUUAUUUAUGCACCCAGUGGAGCUCAUCGUUUGUAGGAUAUUUUCAAGAGGAUGAAAACUCUUAACAUUUAUUUCUAUUUUUAUCAGAGGUCAAAAGUUGAAAAUUAUAACCCCACUUUUGUUGGAGUAAAUUUUUUAUAGUUAAAUUGUAACUUUGGUUAUAUUUUUUUUUGAAAAAGUUAGAGUUAGUAAACUAUAAUUGGAAUCUAGUCUGGGUUGACAUAUUCAGUA